CGUCCUGUCAUCCCGCGCUGCGCACUUCCCCACGCGUGGGUCACAGUUUGCCCUUUCCAGCCCUGUCAUGGAGGCGUCCGGAGUGUAAACAUCUGGACAGAAGCAAAUAAAGCUGACGGAUGUUUUUAGGAUAAUAACAGCUAGCACUUUGUUAACCAGAGGACUUUUUGUCUGGUUGCAAAUGGAAGCCGAGGGUUUGGUUCGCAGGAGGCGGAUGAGCGCUGAGCCGCCAGGUGCAGAUGGCGCGGUGGCAGGAGCUUCCGCCGGGGCAGAAGUGCGCUGGCUCGGUGGCAGGAUCUGGCCUCUGUCCGAGGGCAUAGUGGGCAGUCUGACACCACGGAUAGGAGGCGAGACCGAACUUAACGCGGUGCAGCUGCAUGGCUUGCAGGAGGCGACUGAAAUCUCGGAAACGGACUAUGAAGGUCUACCUCAAGGAGCUUCUACCAGCACGUACAUGUUAGCCGGGGCCGUGGCGGGGAUCAUGGAGCACUGUCUCAUGUUCCCUAUCGACUGUGUAAAGACCCGCAUGCAGAGUUUGCAACCUGAUCCAGCUGCCCGUUACCGCAACGUAAUGGACGCUCUGUGGCGCAUCAUGAGGACUGAGGGCAUCUGGCGGCCAAUGAGAGGCUUGAAUGUCACGGCAGUGGGGGCAGGGCCCGCCCAUGCACUCUACUUUGCCUGCUACGAGAAGCUGAAAAAGACUCUCAGUGAUGUCAUCCACCCAGGAGCCAACAGUCAUUUGGCGAAUGGAACUGCAGGAUGCGUGGCCACACUGCUUCACGACGCCGCCAUGAACCCAGCUGAAGUGGUAAAGCAAAGGAUGCAGAUGUAUAACUCGCCAUAUCGGAGUGUGCUGGAGUGCAUGCGCUGCAUCUGGCAACAGGAAGGUGCCAAGGCAUUUUACCGCAGCUAUACCACACAGCUCACCAUGAACGUGCCAUUCCAGGCGCUGCACUUCAUCACCUACGAGUACCUUCAGGAGAUGCUCAACCCCCACAGACUGUACAACCCCUCCUCCCAUAUGAUUUCGGGAGCUUUAGCCGGGGCGGUGGCUGCUGCCGCCACCACACCGCUGGAUGUGUGUAAGACACUGCUAAACACACAGGAGACCCUGACACUGCAUUCGGUGAGCCCGGGUCGAGCACACAUCUCGGGCAUGGCCCAUGCCUUCAGGACAGUGUACAGGCUGGGCGGCCUGCCUGCCUACUUCAAAGGUGUGCAGGCUCGUGUCAUCUACCAGAUGCCCUCUACAGCCAUCAGCUGGUCUGUUUACGAGUUCUUCAAGUACGUCAUCACCGAGCAUCAACUCAAGCGUCUCAGAAUGCAAAGGGACGGAGAGUAGACACUUAUUUUUCAAUGCCUAACCCUGCCCUCGAUUAGCAACUUCCCUGGCCUUGAUUUUCUCUGUCUCUUGCUGUCUCUCAUGUUUGCUGCACCACCAAUGAGACAUGCAUGCUGCAGAAAGAUGGAGAGACGUAGCCGCUCACACGCACACUUGUCUGGGCUUGUUUUUGCUCAGGAGAUACCCUGUACCCUUCUGUCUAUUUUUCUCUCGCACAAUCUCCACCACUACAUCACAUACAGGGAUAGACUGGGUGGACAUUAGAACAAUUAUUUAUACCCACAGUUGCACCAUCAUUUCAGCCCAAAUGUGAUUAUUCUUGGUCCCACCAGAGGGCGUCAGAAGCCUCUACUAGAUAGAAAAAUAAUAUUUAAAAAGUUGCUAAUUAGAGGAAGGGCUUUUGAAAUUCAGCGACAUAGAAUAGAAAUCUGUGCUAUGUAGCGUUCUCCCAGCUAAGAUAUAAUAAUGUAUUUGAGUAUAUAUUUUUGAAAAUUUAGCACAGGUAAAAAUAAAAGAGAAAAGAAAAAAAAUGAAAGAAAACAUUUAGACCAAAUAACAUGAAAGAUGAAUAGUGGUCAGAGCUAGAAAAAAAAUGGACUUUUCAUAACAACUGGGUUUAAGGUUAAAUCAUUGUUUUACAUUUAAAAUAUAUUCUGAAAGAAUUCUGAAUUACCAUCCUGGGUUUUGAGUUUUUCUGAGCAUUUGAGAAAACAUGACUAGGAAUAAAUGUAAUUGGAAGAAUUGCCAUACACUUCUGCAUUCAUUAUCUGUAAGCUGCAUGGAAAGCAAUAACAGUGUUUAAUAAUUAGAAUAUCAUUCUAAUUUCUCCAACUAUUCUGCACUGAUUAAUAUUGAAGGCCAUUUAACUGAUAAUGUUGCGAUUACUGUAAUAUACAUUUACUGUAAUCUGAGUGGUUGUAAGCAGAAGAAUAUCAUGGCCGCUGUAAAACAUCAUAGAUGGUUUUUAACUGUUUUUUUUUAUUGCCUCAUGAGUUGCUUCACCACUGUUUAAUGUUGAUAAGUUAUGAAGUCUGUCAUUUUGGCAUUUGUCUAUGCUCUACCCUGUUCCCAGCUUUCAAAUAAAGUAGCAGUGCAGUGAGUACUGCUUGCAUAACAAGAA
Messenger RNA from Clarias gariepinus (North African catfish), 2462 nucleotides. It is a transcript of the gene slc25a28, whose product is annotated as solute carrier family 25 member 28. Gene Ontology annotation, molecular function: ferrous iron transmembrane transporter activity. NCBI's taxonomy places the organism in Eukaryota, Metazoa, Chordata, Actinopteri, Siluriformes, Clariidae. The record is from RefSeq and is a predicted model, not a curated record. Gene Ontology annotation, biological process: iron import into the mitochondrion. Gene Ontology annotation, cellular component: mitochondrial membrane. Bases 182 to 1342 code for a protein of 386 amino acids. The transcript has 4 exons.